This is a messenger RNA of Pterocles gutturalis (yellow-throated sandgrouse), 3190 nucleotides long. RefSeq names its product G-protein coupled receptor 64-like. Gene Ontology annotation, cellular component: membrane. Bases 43 to 2934 code for a protein of 963 amino acids. Gene Ontology annotation, biological process: cell surface receptor signaling pathway; adenylate cyclase-activating G protein-coupled receptor signaling pathway. The record is from RefSeq and is a predicted model, not a curated record. NCBI's taxonomy places the organism in Eukaryota, Metazoa, Chordata, Aves, Pterocliformes, Pteroclidae. The transcript is spliced from 18 exons. Gene Ontology annotation, molecular function: G protein-coupled receptor activity.
GAGUUCAACAAAACUUUGCAAGCAGUGAGUGAGUCCUCUGUUAUGGAAUGCAGUGCAGAAAACCAGAGUGUACACUGCAGUUUCAUAAUGAAGCUGGCUGGGAGUGAGAAUAUAAGCAGUUUAACAGACAAAGCAGAAAUAAGCCAACUUGAACGGUGCUGCUGUUCAUCACUGAAGAUUUGUUCUUUGACUGCUGAAGAAUUACAAAUGUAUAUUAUACAAGUGCCAUCUCAUUCUAUAUGGGUUCCUUUCUCUCGUUCUUCUCUCGCUAAAAAGACUUUCCCCAAAUCUAGGACUUUUAUUUCUCCCACUAUGCUUUCUACCAAACAAAGCCCCUCAAUUAGACCACUGAUCCCACCAUUCACAGAAAUUUAUUUUUCUGGAGUUCUUUCCACAUCUCCCACUACAAAUCCUCUAUCUGAAACUUCUACCACAUCUUCUACUGAAACUUCUGUGUCUUCCACCAGUGCUACCACUAUAGUUUCCUCUUCUGAGUCUCUUGCUCAACCUACCAUGCCAACAUUUCCUUCCAUAGCUUCUAAUAAAUCUGCCACUAUUUCCACACCUGCAACAAAAUCUGUCACUAAUGCUGCUUUCUCAGUCAAAUCUGAUGCUGCGUAUCUUAGCAAGCCUAUUACAAUAAUUUCUCCUUCUGUAGGUUUCACUAAAUAUUCUGCAGUUUCCUCUUCUGAGCUUCCCCCCAAACCUCCAUUAGCAAUUCCGCCUUUUGAGACUACCACCAAAUCUGUUGCACAAACUCAUCCUGCUACAGAUUCGAUCCAAUCUAUUUCUGAUAACAAAAACACGACAGCAGCGCCUGUUCUUCCCCUUACUCCUUUCACAAUAACUUUGACCCCCACUGUUAGCCCUGUCAACCAUUCAGUCUCAGCUUCUCAUCCUCAUUCUACUGCUGAUGGACAUGGUAGCCUGCCUAAUGGGAGCACAGGAAAGAUACUAUCAGCUACCACAUACACAACUUCUGUAUAUACCACCAUUAAUAUUACCACAGCUGAGCAAAUCGUGUCCAAAAUAGAAAAUGAUUUAGCAGCUGGAAAAGUAGAGCCAAAAGAUGUGGAAAGGAUGGUUAGUGAGGUUAGCAAACUCCUGACUGCUUCUCAACCAUUACCACCCCGAAUUUCUAACAGAAUUAUAAAACUGGUGGAUUACAUUGGCUUAAAACUGAACUUUUCAGCAACGUCUGCUGAUUUUGCUUCCCCUUCCUUGGCUCUGGCAGUUGUCAAAACCAAUGGCAUCCGCUCCAACCAAAUGUCUUUUGCUGUCCAGGACUCAGCUGAUCUCCAGAUCUCUCUAGGCACUAAUGCAAUGAAUGAUUUAAAUAAUCUCGGAUCAAUUACACUUCCUUCAUCAUUGCUGACAAAUUUACCCCCUGAAGAGUUGGAGUUUGCUUCUAGAAUUAUAUUCAACUUCUUUAAAAAGACCACUGUGUUCCAGGAUCUGUCCUUGAAGAAUGCAUCUUUAAUCAGCAAUGUUAUAUCAUCAAGUGUUGCUAACCUCACAAUUAGCAACUUAAAGGCAAAUGUUACUGUCACUUUACAGAAUAUCAAACCUAAUCAGGAUAAUUCAACAGUUAGAUGUGUUUUUUGGGACUUUAAUAAAAAUGGUGGACAUGGAGGCUGGUCGUCGGAAGGUUGCAUAGUUAAAGAAAGUAGAGUAAAUGAAACAGUCUGUUCAUGCAACCACCUCACAAGCUUUGCAGUUUUGAUGAACUUGUAUGGAAAUACUCCUUUGAAUCCCACACAGGAAUUGGUACUGACUUUUAUAUCCUAUAUAGGCUGUGGCCUCUCUGCAAUUUUUCUUUCUAUUACUCUUGUGACCUACAUAGCCUUUGAGAAAAUCCGGAGAGACUACCCCUCCAAAAUCCUUAUUCAGCUGUGUGCUGCGUUACUUCUACUCAACUUAGCUUUCCUCCUGGACUCAUGGAUUGCACUGUAUGAUACACGAGGCCUCUGCAUUGCAGUUGCAGUAUUUCUUCACUAUUUCCUCUUGGUUUCCUUCACCUGGAUGGGCCUAGAAGCUUUCCACAUGUAUCUGGCCCUUGUGAAAGUCUUUAAUACCUAUGUCCGGAAAUACAUUCUUAAAUUUUGCGUUGUUGGUUGGGGGUUACCAGCAGUAGUUGUGUCCAUUGUGUUGGCUGUAUCACCAGAUAAUUAUGGACUUAUAACCACCGGAAAGGUUUCAAUAAACAGACCUGAUGAAUUCUGCUGGAUUAAAAAUAGAAUUGUCUUCUAUAUUACUGCUGUGGGAUACUUUUGCCUGAUAUUCCUGAUCAAUAUCAGCAUGUUCAUUGUUGUGCUGAUCCAGCUCUGUCGUAUCAAAAAGAAAAAACAACUUGGUGCUCAAAGAAAAACCAGUAUUCAAGACCUUAGGAGUGUUGCCGGCCUCACAUUCUUGUUGGGAAUCACUUGGGGACUUGCAUUCUUCACAGUAAAUGAGGUAUUUAUUUACCUCUUUACCAUUUUCAACACUUUGCAAGGAUUCUUCAUUUUUAUCUUCUAUUGUGUAACAAAGGAGAAUGUCCGUAAACAGUGGAGAAGAUAUCUCUGUUGUGGAAAAUUCAGGCUGGCUGAAAACUCUGACUGGAGUAGAACUGCUACUAAUGGCUUAAAGAAGCAGACUGUAAAUCAAGGAGUAUCUAGUUCUUCCAAUUCCUUACAAUCAAACAGUAACUCCACUAACUCUACAACACUGCUAAUGAAUAACGAUUAUUCAGUGCACGCAAAUGGAAAUGGCCAUCUUUCCAGUGAGAAGAACGGUGUUUCUUUCAGUGUACAGAAUGGUGAUGUGUGUCUCCAUGACUUUUCAGGCAAACAACUUGUAUUUCAAGAAAAGUAUGAUACAGGCAGCCAAAAAAGCCGUAUCUCGCUCAGAAGGACUUCAAAGAGGGGAAGCCUAACUUUUAUGGAGAAAAUGUGAUUUCCUGUUAAACAGCACAUUGUUUUACAGUGUGAAGCGGAGAUUUACUUUCACAGUUUUACAUAAUGUGAGCAGACCAAGAACUGAUUUUAUUUAAUAUAUAGUACUGGAACUUCAAAGCAGCCAUGCAAUGGAUUGACAAGGACAAUUAUUUAAAACAAACAAACAAAAAAAGGAAGCUACUAUUUUGACAAGGUAUCUUGGAUGUCAGAUUACAGCUGGCACAUUUCCGUUUUGAUUCUUCAUUAGAGGUUUU